ACAAAAUCAUUAUCAUCAUGUCUUCCUCCAACGCGCUGACCACACCCUCCACCUGGGACGUUUCCAUCGUCGAGGGAUCAGGCCUGGAGAGUCUUGAAGACCUCUACAUUAUCUUGAAGGCAGUGUUCCCUCAACCUAAUGUUCAGUUUGAACGGAGGGAUGACCAAACAUACAGAGUACGGCUGCCGUAUUGUGUGAAGCUCACAUCGCUCCAGGCCAGGUUUGGGGAGUAUGCUGGGGCAGUGACAAUAAUCUCCGCUGCGGCAGACCUCACGUUGGCUCAAACCAGACGCCUGGCUGAGCUGCGCUCGAAGAUCAUCAAUAGUAAGAGAUAGUGAAAAACCAUCAAUUACUAUAGUACAAUUCAUCGUAGGGACUAGCCAAUUAUAGAAAAAUACAUUUUAUAAUUUGAAUAAGAAAUACUCCAUAUCAUUGUCAAAUAUAAAUUACUAUUCUAUUGUAAUCUGUUAACGAUGCAAAACUAUCUUGCAACGAUUAAACUCAAAUUUUGUAAACCAUGUAAUACGUGGUACAGAGAA
This is a messenger RNA of Macrosteles quadrilineatus (aster leafhopper), 539 nucleotides long. RefSeq lists its product as uncharacterized. Bases 18 to 335 code for a protein of 105 amino acids. The transcript is spliced from 2 exons. The record is from RefSeq and is a predicted model, not a curated record. Lineage: Eukaryota; Metazoa; Arthropoda; Insecta; Hemiptera; Cicadellidae.